Messenger RNA from Heterobasidion irregulare TC 32-1, 2951 nucleotides. RefSeq names its product K+/H+ antiporter. The record is from RefSeq and is a predicted model, not a curated record. Gene Ontology annotation, cellular component: membrane. Lineage: Eukaryota; Fungi; Basidiomycota; Agaricomycetes; Russulales; Bondarzewiaceae. The transcript is spliced from 10 exons. Gene Ontology annotation, molecular function: antiporter activity. Gene Ontology annotation, biological process: proton transmembrane transport. Bases 1 to 2736 code for a protein of 911 amino acids.
AUGCCCCAGUUCUCCAAUCAGGUCAUCAGCCUUUCUAGUUCUAUAUAUCAGAAACGAACCGCUCCUGACCAGGGAGGCCUAUUGACUGGGAAGGAUCCCACGGAGUUUAACUCAUCUGACCCGUUGAGGCUAUGGAUCAUCCAAGUCGGCAUCAUCAUCAUUACAACCCAACUUCUCAGUCUUGUCCUGCGUAAGUUAAGACAGCCGAGAGUUAUCGCAGAGGUUCUUGGUGGCAUUCUGUUAGGUCCUACCGCAUUUGGACGCAUCCCUGGCUUCUCCGAACAUAUCUUCCCUCAAGCCUCGUUACCGUACCUGUCUCUCGUGGCUAAUAUCGGUCUAUGCCUUUUCCUGUUCCUUGUAGGGCUGGAGAUAGACACCGAGAUCGUCAAACGCAAUGCCCGACUUUCUUUCACAGUCGCUCUGGCGGGCAUCGUCAUUCCGUUUGGUCUCGGCGCGGGGCUUGCUGUUCCGCUCUACAAGCACUUCAUCGAUGCCUCGCAAGUCAAGUAUACGCAUUUCAUGCUAUUUACUGGAGUCGCCUAUUCGAUCACGGCUUUUCCGGUUCUCUGCCGUAUCUUGACAGAGCUCAAGCUGCUUGAUACCACCGUGGGUAUCGUGGUGUUGUCUGCUGGUGUCGGGAACGACAUCGUCGGCUGGGUGCUCCUGGCGCUGAGCGUUGCCCUCGUGAAUGCUGGAAGCGGCCUGACGGCACUGUGGAUCCUGAUGGUCUGUGUGGGUUGGACGCUCUUUCUCCUCUUCCCCGUGAAGAGAAUCUUCGCAUGGCUCGCCCGUCGGACUGGCUCUGUCGAAAAUGGACCGACGAUCUUCUUUAUGACUAUCACGAUCCUGAUGCUGUUUGGCUCAGCCUUUUUCACCGACGUCAUUGGCGUUCAUGCGAUUUUCGGUGCCUUUGUCGCAGGCUUGGUCGUUCCUCGUGAAGGUGGUUUAGCUAUUGCACUCACAGAGAAACUAGAGGAUAUGGUCUCGAUCAUAUUCCUCCCACUGUACUUCACCAUUUCUGGGCUGUCUACUGACCUGGGUCUUCUCGACACCGGCGUGAUAUGGGGCUUUACCGUGGCUAUAUGCGCUCUCGCAUAUAUUGGUAAGUUCGGAGGAUGCACACUUGCGGCUCGAUUUGCUGGUUUCAAAUGGCGCGAAGCAAGCACGAUCGGCGCGCUUAUGAGUUGCAAAGGGCUUAUCGAGCUAAUCGUUCUCAACGUCGGUCUUUCUGCGGGUAUCUUGACGCAGAGAGUCUUCUCCAUGUUCGUUCUAGAGGCCCUUCUCCUGACGUUCAUGACAACGCCGACCGUCACCUUCUUAUAUCCUCCGGAAUUGCGCACACGCGUGUCGACCACUGGCAUACCCUUUUCUAACGUUAUAGGUGAAGAGAGGGACGCCGAGACCCCUACUACUCCCGAGUUCCCCAGCGAUGACAAUUGGAAGAGGCGUUUCAUGAUUGUACUCGACAAGAUCGAGCAUCUGCCGGGCAUGAUGGCGCUCACGCAGCUAAUUCAACCCCCUCCACCUGAAUAUCCAGGAAAAUCCUCCAUCAACUCCUCGCAAGCACUUAGCGCUAUGAAGGCCGUUGCAGCUCAUCCUAGCGAUAUUCAAAUCGACGCAUUACGUUUAAUUGAACUAUCUGACCGCACUUCUGCUGUCAUGAAGUCCUCAGCUGCGGAUUCUCUGAUUCUCACCGACCCGCUUCUGGGCAUCUUCCGCACGUUCGGUGAACUCCACGAUUUGCCCGUCAAUUCUUCGCUUUCCAUCGUUCCCUACGACGCCCUCGCCGCGAGUGUUAUUGAACAUGCGCGCGCAAACGGCACGCAGCUCAUUCUCGUACCUUGGCUUCCACCUUCUGCACCUGCCGAUGCCGCGGCUGACUCCCCCACGACUCCUCGUAUAGGAGGCCACGACUGGAACCCGUUCGAGGUCCUCUUCCGCACCAACGGUGCUGAGCGCUCCGCCUCUGUCCUUCACUCGCACUUCAUCCGUGGCGUCUUUGCUCAAGCGCAGACCGACGUCGCGCUAUUUAUUGACCGCGGUCUCACGGCCGGCGCUCGUCAGCACCUAUUUCUCCCUUUCUUUGGCGGCCCCGAUGAUCGGCUCGCUUUGCAGUUUGUCGUGCAGCUCUGCUCGAGCUCCAGAAUCUGCGCAACGGUCAUCAAGGUCACGAAGAGGGAUAUCGAUCCAGAUGACAUCCCUGAGAGACCGGCGAGCGCGCAUGUCAACGGUGAGAAAGCGUACGACGAGGGAGAGGAAAACGCAAGGACGAAUGGGCUGACUAUCGCCUCGAUGACUGGCUUCCCCGAUACCGUCUACGGCAACGCAACGACCCAGACACGCAUGCAAUCCGAGACUGCAGACAGCAUCGUCUGGUCUCGCUACGCAUCGCGCUCAGCUCCCCAGACACAGGACACCAGACUCUCGUCCGCGCUCGCGCGCAUCGACUUCCAGGAGGUCCGGACGCCUUUGCCUCUCCACGCUAUGAUCCAGCACGCGAACCAAACUUUCGAUACGGCCGCGGUUGAGCGCACGAGACUGUUGAUCGUCGCCGGUCGCUCGCGGCGGCUCGCGGUCGAGAACCACCACGCGGAGCUGAAGGCGCUGAUGCAGGAGCACGGUGCGGUCGGUUCUGAGGUGAAGAAGACCGUGGGCGACGUCGCGACCGCCUUUGUGGUGUCGGGGUGCAAUGCGGGGUUGAUCGUCAUGCAGGCCUCCAGCACGUCUGUAGAUUGAGACAUGACGCUCGUCGUGUGUACGGACGGCCUCCGCACUUCCGAGUCUUUCUGCUUUUCAUCAUUUUUUCUCAUGUUACGACAUCCCUCACGAGCUGUUAUGUGCCCCCAUAUUCCCAUCCUCACAUCUGGAUACCCACCACCAUAUCAAUAUCCGUGCAUGAUACGUCGCCGUGUACGCCUCGCGCUGUUUACUGUGUAUCAUUAAUCUGCUGU